Hippocampus zosterae (dwarf seahorse) is the source of this 1609-nucleotide messenger RNA. RefSeq names its product TSEN34 tRNA splicing endonuclease subunit (gene tsen34). The transcript has 5 exons. The record is from RefSeq and is a predicted model, not a curated record. Lineage: Eukaryota; Metazoa; Chordata; Actinopteri; Syngnathiformes; Syngnathidae. Gene Ontology annotation, molecular function: tRNA-intron lyase activity; nucleic acid binding. Bases 216 to 1052 code for a protein of 278 amino acids. Gene Ontology annotation, biological process: tRNA-type intron splice site recognition and cleavage; tRNA splicing, via endonucleolytic cleavage and ligation. Gene Ontology annotation, cellular component: tRNA-intron endonuclease complex.
GCGCGACUGGGAUGUCACUUUACGGCACGGAAGCUGCGCGAGCUGGCGAAACUGAGGAAAGCUAAACUAAGCAAGUUGCCGGGUGACAACAUUUGACUGAUAACCACGCUGUGUUCAUAUGUGGCCUUUUCAACAUAUCGAUCGCUGAGCGGAAGUGUAAUUUGUCAUCUUGAGCUCCAAAUAUGUCCUAAAGACGUUGGGGGACAGCCAGAGUGAUGUCUUCCAAAGAGAUGGAGUCUCCCAUCCAAGCCAUAAACAUCAGUCAGUGUGACUCCGCCCCCCUGCUGUGGCAUACAGACGAAGUGGCCGCCGCACGCUCCCUUGGCCUGGUGGGAGCGCUGCUGGGCUCACUCCCGCGCACCCCCCGGCAGAAUGUGCGUCUGGGACGGCCGUUGUUGUUGUUGCCAGAGGAGGAGCGAUUUCUGGGUGAGAGUGGCGCCCUCACAACUAUUUCGCAAUCGGAUGUGAGCGCACAGGAGCACGCCCACCAGGUGGUGCUCUAUGAGGAAACUCUGGAGCGAAGCUACCAGGAGCAGCAAGUCCUCGCUCUUCAAGACAGGAAGGCGGCUGUGGUACGUGCACUCAACUCGUCUCGACCAGGGUCUGAGGUCGACUGCGAGGAGGACAAGCGGCGCCACUUGGAGACUCUAGAGCGUCACUUCAGCUUCAAGCGCUCCGCGCUGAUGGUCCAGCUGAAUACAGCCAGGGUAGGGCCGGCCCACCUUUCGGCAGGGCCAGCCUCUUGUGCCAUCCGCACGCCCGCCGCCGACGCCAAGUACCAGGUGUUCUUGGAUCUGAGGCGGCGGGGCUUCUACCUGACCUCGGCUGGAAAGUUUGGUGGUGAUUUCCUGGUCUAUCCUGGUGACCCUCUGCGCUUCCACGCGCACUUCAUCUGCGUGUGCGUGCGCGCCGACGAGAGCGUGCCCCUGUUGGACCUCCUGGCAGCCGCUCGCCUGGGUUCCAAUGUCAAGAAGACGCUGGUCUUGUGUUCGCCUCACUGCCACGGUGGCGGCGUGACGUACUCGUCGCUCCAGUGGAGCGGAAUGAUCUGAUCUGAUUGGACAGCGGGACUGAUACGUCCUGGCUGUUCCUGGAGAGUACUGUUCUGCUCACUUCAGCAACAUUCCCUCUCUCAUUGUGGGCAGCAGACUUUUGUAUUCCUCAGUUUAGAACCGUAGAGGCAUCAGAUACGAAUGAGCCGACUGCAAAACCGAUGGAGUAAAAAACAAUUGCAAGGAUUUUGAGGAAAGAAGACAUGGGCAGGAUUGGUCAUUUCAUGGGCAAUCUCCAAAUCUUUGUCUCAUCAGACCACAGAAUUUUCUUUCUCGUGCCCUGAGAGUUCUUCAUGUGCCUUUUGGCAUACUCCAGGCAGGAUGAAAUGUGUCGUUUACAUAGGUGUGGCCACGGUGCCAUACAGGCCUGACUGGUGGAGCGCUGCGGAGAUGGUUCUCCGUCUCUUUGUUCACAUCUGAAUGACUCCUGCCAAACGAAAUGAAGCAAUUAAUUCGGAUUCACUGGCAGAGCCCGAUGUAGAUAUGCGUGUUUUUUUUUUUAUCUAAAUGCCAUCUCAAAUCUAAAUGUGUUUUUCUUUACAUAUAAUCUCUCCCGA